AUGAAAGUACUUGUUGUCUUGGCACUUUUACUGGCCAUCUCUCAAGCUUUUCCGUUUAUUGGGAGCUGGGGUCGUCCAGUAACUCCAGAUGGCGUAAAGGUUCACGAUGAACAUGUCACGCCAGACAGCGUUGGAAUCGAUAAACCACUAAUCACUCCGGACAGUGUUAAUGUUCAUGGCAGACUGAUUACUCCAGACCCAGACAGUGUUGCGGUUAGCGGCAGACCGAUCACUCCGGACAAUGUUAAUGUUCAUGGAAGAGCAAUCACUCCGGACCCCGUUGCCGUUCACGUACGCCCAGUUACUCCAGACCCCGAAACCGUUGCCGUUCACGGCAGACCGAUCACUCUUGAUAGUGUUCACGUUCAUGGCAGACCGGUUACUCCUGACCCCGACACCGUUGCUGUCCAUGGAAGAGCAAUCACUCCAGACACCAAUAGCAGCAUUUCAAUCAAGGACAGACCAAUCACUCCGGACCCUGAUAGCGUUGCGGUUAACGGCAGACCGAUCACUCCGGACCCUGAUAGUGUUCUCGUCAAUGGAAGACUGGUCACUCCGGACCCUGACAGUGUUGCCGUUAAUGAUAGACGAAUCGCUCCUGAUAGUGUUAAUAUUCAGGGCAGAGCGAUCACACCGGACCCCGACAUAGUUGCGGUUAACGGCAGACCAAUCACUCCGAACCCCGACAGCCUUGCAAUCAACGGCAGACCAAUUACUGCGGACCCCGACACCAUUGCCGUUCACGGACGUCCGCUCACCCCGGACCCCGACAGUGUUGCGGUUAACGGCAGACCGAUCACGCCGGACCCAGAUAGUGUCCUUGUCAAUGAACGACCAAUCACUCCGGACAACUUGGUUGCCAACAACAGACCAACUCCUUCUUCCUUUCGUCAAUAA
Molecule: messenger RNA, 897 nt
Organism: Bursaphelenchus xylophilus (pine wood nematode)
Lineage: Eukaryota; Metazoa; Nematoda; Chromadorea; Rhabditida; Aphelenchoididae
Source: the annotation of a GenBank genome assembly